Colletotrichum abscissum is the source of this 1986-nucleotide messenger RNA. Its product is annotated as Pro-kumamolisin. Gene Ontology annotation, molecular function: serine-type endopeptidase activity; tripeptidyl-peptidase activity. The record is from RefSeq and is a predicted model, not a curated record. Lineage: Eukaryota; Fungi; Ascomycota; Sordariomycetes; Glomerellales; Glomerellaceae. The coding region runs from base 1 to 1986 and encodes 661 amino acids. The transcript is spliced from 3 exons. Gene Ontology annotation, biological process: proteolysis.
AUGAAGUUGAGCGCUGUAGCCACCCUCUUCACCGCCCUUGCGGCGGUGACCAUUGCAAACCCGGUGACACGGUCGCACAGCCACGUCGUGCACGAGGAGAGGCAUCCCGCGCGAAGAGAAUGGGCCAAGAAUCACAAACUACACACUAUGGCCAGGCUGCCAGUACGGAUUGGUCUUGCACAGUCAAACCUUCACCGCGCAAACGAGUUCAUGAACGAUGUGGCUCACCCCGACUCGCCCAACUACGGCAAACAUUGGACCCAUGAUGAAAUCGCCGAAAUGUUUGCACCGAAGCAGGAGUCCAUUGCUCUGGUCAUGCAAUGGCUUGAGAGCGAGGGCAUCCACCGGAGUCGUGUCGAGCUCACAAGAGGUCGCAGCUGGAUCCAAUUCAACGGGACAGUAGGCGAGAUGGAGCGGCUCUUGAAGACCGAGUACCACAUGUACAAGCACGAACAAGGUCACAAGCACGUGGCUUGCGACAAGUACCACGUUCCGGAGCAUUUGGUUCAGCAUAUCGACAUGAUCACGCCGACGGUUCACUUUGACCAGCGCAUUGGAGAGCAAAGGAAGAACACCAAGCAUGAUCUGGAGGAGCACCACAUCGAAGAGCUCAAGAAGCGGCAACUCAGGAAGCGCGAGCUCGCCAAGCGAGACGUUGCUACUGGCGGCAAGAACCCGGCCAUUCAGGGCAGCCCAGACAGCGGCUUCGGACCCAAGCAGGGCGCGGUUGUCAUGAACGCCCUCAUGGAUCUCAACCAGUGCGACUCCAUGAUCACUCCGGACUGCCUGCGGGCGCUCUACGCAACCCCUCCCGGGUCGCUCAAGUCGUCCAACAACACCCUCGGCAUCGUCGAGUACACGCCCCAAGCAUUCCUUCAGUCGGAUCUGGAUAUGUACUUCAACGAAUUUGAGCCUCGUGCGAAGGGACAGGGCCCCAUUGUCAGCCUCGUCGGGAACGCCGUAGUACAGACCACAAACCAGAGCUUCCGCUUCAAUGGCGAGUCUGCGCUCGAUCUUGAGUUUGCCAUGGCCAUGAUCCACCCUCAAACGACAACUCUGUACCAGGUCGGUGACCUCAACCAGGGUGCCAGCUUCAACAACUUUCUCGAUGCGAUUGAUGGCAGCUACUGCACUUUCCAAGGUGGCGGUUCCAAGGAUCCCAACAUUGACGGGCAAUACAGCCAAAAGGUCUGCGGCUCCGUCCCCAUGGUCAACGUCAUCUCCACAAGUUACGGUUUCAACGAGGCGGAUCUCGGCAAGAAGUACGUCGAGCGCCAGUGUGCCGAGUACAUGAAGCUCGGCCUGGCGGGCGUCACAGUACUCUACUCUUCUGGUGACUCUGGUGUUGCCGGUAACGGCAAGCAGUGCAUCGACACUCAGACUGGUGCAUACAACGAGGGCCAGCAGGGUAUCUUCAAUCCUUCGUUCCCCGGCGGCUGCCCUUGGGUUACCUCCGUUGGUGCUACUCAAAUUUUGGAGGGAUCGACGGUCCAUACCCCUGAGAGCGCCUGCCAAAAGGCCAUCUUCUCUGGUGGAGGUUUCUCCAACGUCUUCGCAAUUCCCGACUACCAAAAGAAGAUGAUGGAGCAGUACUACGCAAAGAACGCGCCGCCGUAUGGUGCAGAUCGGUACAACAACUCCAAAACGGUGCGAGGUUUCCCGGACAUUUCUGCCAAUGGCGCCAACUAUGUCACUGCCGUCAACGGCAAGUUCUCGCUCUCUUUCGGCACAUCAGCGUCGGCACCUGUUGUUGGGUCAAUUGUCAACAUGAUCAACGAGAAGCGUAUUGAGGCGGGCAAGAAGCCUGUCGGCUUUAUCAAUCCCACGCUCUACGCUCACCCUGAGAUUCUCAACGACGUGACCAACGGCGACAAUCCAGGCUGCGGUACUAAGGGCUUUUCCGCCGUGGCAGGAUGGGAUCCCGUCACCGGCAUGGGAACACCUAAUUACCCUGAGAUGGAGAAGCUAUUCAUGAGCCUACCCUAA